AUGAAAUCAAACAAUACUAUUGCGUCCAUUAUAAUUCUCUGCAUUAAUCUUAUUUUUGCUUCAACCCUUGUCUCUUCCACUCCAAAUCCUAAGACACCACCAACUCAUCCCAAAACACCACCUCCUCCAUCAAAACUCCCACCAAGUCAAAUGACACCACCACCCCAUCUCAUGACACCACCACCUAUGGUACCUCCUUCCGUGCAACCUUCUACACCCCCACCAACUAUGACGAUCGCACCACCUUGUCCUACUACACCACCACCUACAACAAAUCCAUCCGCACCCCCUUCAAAUCCUAUGACAACACCUCCCAUAGUCUCUCCUUCCACACCACCGCCAAGUCCUACGGUGUAA
Molecule: messenger RNA, 357 nt
Organism: Vicia villosa (hairy vetch)
Lineage: Eukaryota; Viridiplantae; Streptophyta; Magnoliopsida; Fabales; Fabaceae
Product: classical arabinogalactan protein 9-like
Exons: 2
Coding region: 1-357 (118 amino acids)
Source: RefSeq, a predicted model, not a curated record